AAAAAACUUCACAAACAUUUUCCAACAUCGCUGUGCAUAAAAACCAUAUAGUACACAUAAUACAUUACGUACAUCGCCGUCUCUAUAAACGGUCGGAAAAUGGAAAACGUUGCCGUCUAUGUCGGCUUAGCCACGGCGGUGAUAUCGGCUUACGCUAUUUGGUUCUAUCUUCUUUCUCGGCGACUCACCGGUCCCAAGGUGUUUCCUUUGGUCGGAAGCUUACCGUUUCUGAUGGCAAACCGGGGUCGAAUCCACGAUUGGAUCGCCGAAAAUCUCCAUGCGGCCGGUGGUACGUACCAAACUUGCACCAUCAUGAUACCGAUCGUGGCCAAGAAACAAGGGUUUUACACCGUAACGUGCCAUCCGAAGAAUCUGGAACAUAUCCUCCGGACAAGGUUCGACAACUACCCGAAAGGUCCCAUGUGGCGGACCGCGUUCCACGAUCUGUUAGGACAAGGCAUUUUCAACAGUGACGGCGAGACGUGGCUCAUGCAACGUAAGACGGCGGCUUUGGAGUUCACGACGAGGACGCUGAGACAAGCCAUGGCUCGGUGGGUGAACCGGGCGAUCAAGAACCGGCUUUGGCUGAUCUUGGACCGGGCGGUUAGAGAAUCCAAGCCGGUCGACCUUCAGGACUUGUUCCUAAGGUUGACAUUCGAUAACAUCUGCGGUCUGACUUUCGGUAAAGACCCGGAGACGCUGUCGCCGGAGCUGCCAGAGAAUCCUUUCGCGGUUGCGUUCGACACGGCGACCGAGGCCACGCUCCAGCGGUUUCUUUACCCUGGUUUCUUGUGGAGGGUCCAGAAAAUUUUAGGGAUAGGAUCGGAGAAAAGACUGGAGAAGAGCCUACAAGUGGUGGAAGAUUACAUGAACGAAGCCAUCGAUGCUCGGAAGAAUUCUCCGUCCGAUGAUCUUCUGUCUCGGUUCCUGAAAAAGAGAGACGUGGACGGGAAAUUUCUGCCGAUCGACGUUCUCCAACGCAUAGCACUCAACUUCGUGCUGGCGGGACGAGACACGUCAUCGGUCGCUUUGAGUUGGUUCUUUUGGCUCGUCAUGGACCAUCCAGAGGUCGAGAACAAAAUCCUGAAGGAGAUAUCGAUGGUUCUGAGAGAGACACGUGGCGAUGACCCAACUAAGUGGACGGAGGAGCCGUUGAUGUUCGACGAGGCUGACCGGCUCGUCUACCUGAAGGCUGCCUUGGCUGAAACGCUGCGUUUAUACCCUUCUGUGCCUCAGGACUUCAAAUACGUGGUGGAGGACGAUGUAUUGCCGGACGGGACGUACGUGCCGAGAGGGUCAACGGUGACGUACUCCAUCUACUCCAUCGGACGAAUGAAAUCCAUUUGGGGCGACGACUGCCUCCAGUUCCGACCGGACCGCUGGCUGUCGGCCGAGGGAGACCGGUUCGAACCGCCCAAGGACGGGUACAAGUUCGUGGCCUUCAACGCGGGACCGAGGACCUGCUUGGGCAAGGACCUAGCAUACCUCCAGAUGAAGUCCGUGGCGUCGGCCGUCCUCCUCCGUUACCGGCUCUCCCCGGUUCCCGGUCACCGAGUCCAGCAGAAGAUGUCACUCACUCUCUUCAUGCAGAACGGGUUACGUGUCCUCAUGCAACCUCGUCCCCGUGAGCAGCUGCUUGCGUAAAACCACGAGGGUGGUGGGGAUAUAUAUGUCAUUUCAGUUUCUGUUUAAUUAUCAUAAUUAAGCAAAUGCCUUGUUUCCUUCGCCUACAUACAUAUAUAACAUUGUCAUAUGUGUAUAUCGUAUGGUUGUCACUUUUGUUUGUUCGAGUUUGUUGAACUCUUCUGAGUGAAAAAUUUCCUCUUCAUCAUU
Molecule: messenger RNA, 1833 nt
Organism: Tarenaya hassleriana
Lineage: Eukaryota; Viridiplantae; Streptophyta; Magnoliopsida; Brassicales; Cleomaceae
Product: cytochrome P450 86A1-like
Exons: 2
Coding region: 100-1644 (514 amino acids)
Molecular function (GO): heme binding; monooxygenase activity; iron ion binding
Source: RefSeq, a predicted model, not a curated record